Messenger RNA from Petromyzon marinus (sea lamprey), 1637 nucleotides. Lineage: Eukaryota; Metazoa; Chordata; Hyperoartia; Petromyzontiformes; Petromyzontidae. The record is from RefSeq and is a predicted model, not a curated record.
AUGGAAACCACUGACUUGCUUGAGUAUUUGGUUAUUCCGACACUAUACACCAUUGUGGUCAUUCUAGGCCUUCCCCUGAACCUCCUGUCCAUGUGGAUUCUCAGCAAAAAGAGGAAGAACUCCAUGUCCAUCUACAUGAUAAACCUCACGACUGCAGAGUUGCUCUUUCUCUUCUGUCUCCCCAUGAAAAUCGGAUACCAUUUCAAUAAUAAGCGCUGGACACUGCCCGAGUUCAUGUGCCACCUGUACGUCAUUCUGUUCUUCACCAACAUUUACACGACCCCCAUGCUGCUCGCGGCCAUCAGCGUCGACCGCUACAUGGCGAUCGUGCACCCACUCAAGGACUCGGCAUGGCGGAAGGCAAAGACCGCAUCGCGCGCCUGUGUGCUGGUGUGGAUUCUGACCACCAUUCACAUUAUGCCGCUAAACGCUGUGACCAUGCUCAAUUACGUCAACGAGACGAAUGGCAGCCAGCAGAUGCGGGCGAUGUGCUACGAGAAGUUCUCGGAGGGCGACCUUCAGUACCUGACGACGUACCGGCUCUAUUUGUUCUUCUCGCUCUUCGUCACUUCACUGGCCAUAACGUUGUUCUCCUACGCAAACGUCCUGAAGGCUCUGAUUGCAGGCAGAGAGCAGAGGUCAUCGGCAAACCGGAUGAAAAAGAACCGGGCUGCGAAAAUGACUCUUGUGGGCCUCGUAAUUUACAUCGUGUGCCUCACUCCGUACAACUCCACACACAUUAUAGGGUUCAUACAAAGCAGAACUAAUGGGUUCUACUGGCAAAGCCUUGUGCUGAUGCGUGAUAUCGCUUUUUGCCUCAGCGCACUGAACACUCUCUUUGAUCCGCUAAUCGUCUAUAUUGCAUCGUCCACAUUCCGCCAUUCCCUUAAAAUAAUGUUCAGACGAUUGCCGCCCAACAAAGUAUCGAUAAUAAUGACGUAACUCAAUGAGGGGCUCAUCUCUACAGCCAAUUAAUCAAUCAUUAGUACACAGUAUAACUACUUUAAUAAAGGUAGGUCCACAUAGAUAGAUAUAUACACAUCGAUUUGCAUCUAUUUAAUGCAUCGCAUAUACAUCUAUAAGCGUGAGUCACGGACAAAUAUGUUAGUGCUCUAAUAUUAUCGAUGCAAAGUUGAUUUUCACGGCACAACUGCAUAUAAGUAGUCCUAAGAUGGAGGGGUUUUUUUUUACAUAGAACAUGCUUUAGAGUGGUUAAGUGAAGAUGCGCUAGAGAUUAUAGAGCCAUGAUUCAAGUGGUAGUCAUUAUUCCACUCGGAAUCAGAAUAUAAAAUGGGUGUUUUAGAAAACACUAAAACAUUCCCUGCUCUUUACCCAAACUAAUUCUAUUUUAUCCAAACCGAGCCAUUCUAAUGCAAAGUGGUACAAUCUGUGCAAAUUGGACAUAUAUUCCGUUAAAUUUGCCUCUUAGAAUGAGACCUGCAAAGAAAGCAUUUCCCUAAUUCCAUUUGUUGCUGAAAACAUUAAAAAAAAAUAUUUUAACCCAGUCUGGAGUCGAUUCCUGUAUGUCCAUACAGCUUUCAAAACACACGCGCACACACGCCUGUAAUUGUGAACAAAUAUGAACAUUCAUAAACGUUUUUGGGUUAGAUCGCGUUAUUUAUAAAUGUGUCGCAACC